CCAUCCCAGUUUCUGUUUCGUGAUUCGUGUGUUGCUCGUACGUAGGAAGAGGUAGCGUAAUCGUAACUCGCAAAUGUUACACAGGAACGACCCAAAAGUUUAUUUGUUCGUUUUGUCCUCUUGAAUUCGUUUUGUGUUCCAAGAAUGUGUUUACUGUAAAAUGUUUUGGACAGUCAUUCCCUAAAAAUAGUCACAUACCGCAACCUUGCUUCCACAAAAACAGUUUACUCCAAGUCGGCACAAUCAUCAAAAUUUCACCAUGAAAGUUACAGUAACCACUCUUAACGAUGAUAUAUUCGUUCUGCAAGUAUCAGAGGAUUUGGAGUUGGAAAAUUUCAAGGCAUUUUGUGAAAUAGAGUCCGGUUUUCCUGCGAAGGAAAUAACUUUGAAUUUCAAUGGGAAACCUCUGCUUGACGACAAGAAAUCAUUGAAGGCGCAUGGAGUGCAUGAUGGAGACGUCAUCGUGCUCGUCCACUUGGUACAGUCCGGCUCCAAUCUCAACCUCACUGAUGCUAAUCAAGCUCUACCAUCGGGCUUAGCUAGCCUAGAUUUUAGCAAUAUUCAAGUACCAACAGUACCAACUGGACCAAGUACUUCAAUGGCUGCAAGAAACCCGCCAGUUGAGGAAGACCCACGCAUUAUUAGAGAAAUGUUUCUUGCCAAUCCUGACCAGCUUGCUCUGCUCAAACAGAAUAAUCCUAGACUAGCAGAUGCUCUACUUAGUGGAAACCUUGAUACUUUUGCAUCUGUGCUUCGUGAACAAAUAACUGCUAGGACUCAGCGUCAACAACAAAGAAUAAGGAUGAUGAAUUCAGAUCCAUUUGAUACGGAAGCCCAAAGAAUGAUUGCAGAAGAAAUCAGACAAAAGAACAUUGAAGCAAACAUGGAGGCUGCCAUGGAGUACAACCCAGAAACAUUUGGCACUGUUGUUAUGCUUUAUAUAAAUUGUCAUGUGAAUGGGUUUCCUGUGAAAGCUUUCAUAGAUUCGGGAGCUCAAACUACAAUUAUGUCUGCAGCAUGUGCAGAAAGAUGUAAUAUUAUGCGACUUGUGGACACUCGAUGGGCAGGUAUAGCUAAAGGUGUGGGAGUUCAGAGAAUCAUUGGUCGUAUCCAUAUGGUCCAGAUGAGAAUUGAGAAAGAUUUCCUGACCACAUCUUUCUCUGUUUUGGAAGAACAACCUAUGGACAUGUUACUUGGCUUGGAUAUGCUUAAAAGACACCAGUGCAACAUAGACUUAAAACGGAAUGUUCUUCGCAUCGGCACUACAGGCACCGAGACCCCGUUUUUGCCUGAAUCAGACCUACCAGAGUGCGCUCGUCUCUCAGGCUAUUCAGAAGAUGAAAUUGUCAAUCAAUCUGUGCGAGAGCAUGAGGAACAACAAGUGAAGGAGGCACUAGAGAAAUCAAAGCAAGAAGCUGGAGGGACACAGAGGUCUCCGUCUACAUCCGGGGCUCCAUCUGCAAAUUCACAAACAGGCAAUCAGAGAAUGGGUCUUGGUGACCCGAGCCAGACAAUCUUGCCUACUGACUCGUUUGGAGAGUCCGAAGUAGAAGAAAUCGUAGCCCUGGGCUUCACCAGGGAACAGGCAAUUGUCGAGUUGCGGCGGUUCAACGGCGACAAGACUCAGGCUACAGUAGCUCUAUUCGCAAAGUCCCUCAAGUUCUGAUGACGAACGACACACACUCUCAUGUACAGCGACCAGAGGUAAAAAAUAUUAUAUAUUUGAUUAAAACCUGAAAGACACCUGAACUAAAACGAAUUGAUAAGCAAUACUCACAAUACAAUAAUUACGACUGUUUAUCAAAUAUAUACUCAGGCUUGUGUACAAUAAUUAGAUAAAUGCAGUAAACACGUUACAGGGCAGAUCUCGAUACCUUAUUGCAUUACUCAAAUAGUUUUGUUUUUUAGUCGAUUAAUGUCGGAAAAGGGGUCUGCUCAUGUGCGUGUAUUCUACAGAUAUGAAUUAUUUUUUUUGUAUGUUAGACAUUUCCUAGGGGUACCUUUAUCGAUUGGGCAUCUGGAUCUUGUUUUAAGAGUUUAUGUGACGGGAAUAGAUAUUUGACGAUGAUAAUAAUAAUAAAUAAGACUUAAAGUAUAAGUUCUCUAUGCUUGAUAUACAUUGUUAUUGUGUGAGCACAUAUUUUUUUUUAUAAAAUGUAUUUAAGUGACUUAGAUAAGGCUGAUAAAAAAUAUGUUCGGGAAAAUUAUUUUGUUCCCUUUAUUAUCCUUAACUCUGCCGAAUUUCAUAUGCUUAUUUACGCGUUGAAUAUAAUAGUAAUUUGUACUUGGCUAUAUUGUUCGCGAAUGUAAAAUGACUCGGAUAAAUUGCAACUAUUCGUCUAAUAAUUUAGAACUGUGACCGAUUAUUGUAACUCACUGGCAGGUAUAGCCAGCUGACUUGACUCCUGACUGCUUUAAGACUGUUUGCUUGGGCAGAUGGUCAGAAGGUACUAACUGUUGGUUGCUCUUGGUAAAACCAAGGAAAGAAGAAAGAGGUUGAAAGGCCCAAGUAAACCGCGAAACGCGCGCCAUACAAGUAUGAGCAAAAUGUUCAUACUUCAACUUUGCAUUCUACUCGUCCGAAAACUUUACGACUCACGGAGCUCCGCGAUAGUAUAUCAAAAGGUUGUCUUGUGCAUUAUAACCUGCAUCUCUCUCUCUCUAUUUAAGAGCUGCGCUCUUGUCGGUGGAGUAACCGCCAUUCCUCUCUUCUUCCCGCAAAAACCUUCACCUCCCGAUACGACACGACCUGCACCUUCUCUUUUAUUUGUUUCAUAAAUGUUAUCCUAGGUCUACCCCUUCCUCUCUUCCCUUCAAUUUUUCCUUCUAUAAUGUUUGUUAUAAAUGAAUCGUGUCGUAUCAGGUGGCCAAUCAUAUUUCCUCUCCGGUUCUCUAUAGUCUUCAAUAUGGUUCUCUUUUCUUCAACUCUUUCCAGCACUUUUUCAUUUGACACCAUUUCAGUCCAGCAUGCAGGGUAAAAAAUAAAUAUUGACUAUCAUGCAAGGAGAUCCCUCCUUAUCACAGGAAAGCUAAAAAUAUGACCGGUUAAUUAUCAAAAAAUACUUUUGUAUGCAGUAUCUUACGAAAAGUAAUGAUAAAAUUGCAGCCUAUAAAGCGGCUAUGGAAUUUGAGAAGCAGUAGCUAUCAUUCAGAGCUAUCAUAGUUAUCUGUAUGCAGGAGUAGUAGUACAAGAGACCGGGGUUGAACCGGCGACAGCGGUUCUCAUACAAAAUGAGCGUGAGGACCUUUCCAUCCUCUUUCUUCUAUUCUUUGCGUAAAACACUUCUAAUUUUACUUGAUAAUAGUCGCGUUUCUAGUAUAAAUAUUAUUAUAUGUACAAUGUGUGCAACAGAGGAUGUAUCCUACUAUCUAAUUAAUAUAAGUAUUAGGUAAUUAUGAUUUAUGUAUUUUGUAUGUUUUCGAUUCAAUAAAAAAAUAUUAUAGUGA
This is a messenger RNA of Pectinophora gossypiella (pink bollworm), 3447 nucleotides long. It is a transcript of the gene rngo, whose product is annotated as protein DDI1 homolog 2. The record is from RefSeq and is a predicted model, not a curated record. The coding region runs from base 260 to 1666 and encodes 468 amino acids. Gene Ontology annotation, biological process: proteolysis. Lineage: Eukaryota; Metazoa; Arthropoda; Insecta; Lepidoptera; Gelechiidae. The transcript is spliced from 10 exons. Gene Ontology annotation, molecular function: protein binding; aspartic-type endopeptidase activity.